Messenger RNA from Quercus lobata, 510 nucleotides. RefSeq lists its product as uncharacterized. NCBI's taxonomy places the organism in Eukaryota, Viridiplantae, Streptophyta, Magnoliopsida, Fagales, Fagaceae. The coding region runs from base 1 to 510 and encodes 169 amino acids. The record is from RefSeq and is a predicted model, not a curated record. The transcript has a single exon.
AUGAAGGGAGAUUCCAACAAGCGCAAUAGGAACAAGUAUUGCUGCUUCUACAGAGACCAUGGGCAUGACACAGACGAGUGUUUUGAUUUGAAGCAGCAGAUAGAAAAUCGUAUCAAUCAAGGGAAAUUGAGAAAUUUCCUUGGACGAGAUCACAAAGACGAGAAGUUGAAGGGAAAGCUAGAAGAGCCGCCACGACCUCCACUUGGAGAAAUAAUGGUGAUUAUGGGAGGUACUUCAAUAGGACAGUUUUCCAAGUCAAGAAAGACGUAUCUCAACGUGGUGCAAAACAUCCAACUCUCUGGACGAUCACUAAGGAUGAGGACGGACGAGCCUGCCAUCACGUUCACAGACGAGGAUGCUGAAAGAGUUCACCACUUGCAUGAUGAUGCAAUCGUUAUCACUUUGCUCAUUGUUGAUUAUAUGACUAAAAAGGUGUUGGUAGACAAUGGAAGUUCAACAGACAUCCUGUAUUACCCCGCCUUCCAACAAAUGAGGUUUGGACGUGAUUAA